This is a messenger RNA of Salmo salar (Atlantic salmon), 1087 nucleotides long. It is a transcript of the gene hoxc12ba, whose product is annotated as homeobox protein HoxC12ba. Gene Ontology annotation, biological process: regulation of DNA-templated transcription. Lineage: Eukaryota; Metazoa; Chordata; Actinopteri; Salmoniformes; Salmonidae. The record is from RefSeq and is marked provisional. Gene Ontology annotation, molecular function: DNA-binding transcription factor activity, RNA polymerase II-specific; sequence-specific double-stranded DNA binding.
CAUAUAAAACCCGUAAUACAGAAGCUAAUGUUUUGUUUGGUCAGACAUGGACAUAGUGGGUGGCACCUUCCGUAAGGCAAAUUGGUGGGGACAUGUGACCCUAGUUCGACCAAUCAGGCGCGCCGCUCGGUUUAACUAUGUUAAAUGUCAGAUUACUAUAAACUAGAAGCUCUUGGUCGGGCCCGCCGAAAUGGGCGAGCAUAAUCUUCUUAAUCCCGGGUUUGUGGGACCGUUGGUAAACAUCCACACGGGAGACACAUUUUACCUCCCCAAUUUUAGAGCAUCCGGGGGACAACUGGCGGGUCUACCCUCUCUCUCUUACCCAAGAAGGGACAAUGUAUGCUCCCUUCCUUGGACCGCGUCGGAGCCGUGCAAUGGAUAUCCUCAACCCUACUUUAGCAGUGCCAUGUCCAUUAACCCCUCUUUCAACCGUGCAUGCGAAAUCACCAGGCAAGAUGAAGGCAAAUGUUUUUACAGCAACGGUGGCGGCAACAGGGAACCCUGCGCUGAAAGCGCAAACCUCAAACGUGUAGAGAGGGCAAGAGGAGACUCCUCUUCCUCCAUAACAACGGAGCAUGGACUGCACAACGGGAUUGGCAACAACGGUACAUAUUCCAAGUACGACUAUGGCGUGGAGCAGUUGACCCAUGAUCCGCCAUCCUGUCAAUCCCUAGAAUCUGACUCCAGUUCAUCGCUGCUCAAUGAAGGGAGCAAAGCCUCUACAGGCAUCGCUCAGGCGUUGACAUCCCCUGGCAAUCACGCACCAAGCACAGCAGCGGGCGGAGGCGCCCCGUGGUACCCAAUGCACACCCGAACCCGAAAGAAACGUAAACCCUACUCCAAACUCCAGCUGGCGGAGCUGGAAGGCGAGUUCAUGCUCAAUGAGUUCAUCACCAGACAGCGGCGGAGGGAACUCUCUGACCGCCUGAACCUCAGCGACCAACAGGUUAAGAUAUGGUUCCAGAACCGGCGGAUGAAGAAGAAGAGAUUGAUGCUUAGGGAGCAGGCCUUGUCCUUCUUCUAGGAGGGAGAGUGCGGGGAGAGAGAUAUUUUAGAGAGGAAUAUAGGCAUGCUGUAUUCUCAAUGA